Messenger RNA from Caenorhabditis auriculariae, 1473 nucleotides. The record is from the annotation of a GenBank genome assembly. NCBI's taxonomy places the organism in Eukaryota, Metazoa, Nematoda, Chromadorea, Rhabditida, Rhabditidae.
AUGUCGAAAAUAGUUUCUGGAGAAGAAUUCACGAGAGCUCAGAAAGUAAAGAAGUGGUUUCGUAAGUACUUUUUCGAAGGUUUCCGUCAGAGUAUCCUGCAAACUUCACGUUUUUAUGAUUUAGGUCAACAUUUGGAAAAAGAUGCUGUUGAGGAACUGACUAAGCUGCCUGAAAACCCCACUUUUCACGACCUUUUAUUCAUAAAACAUAGGAAAUACGUAGCUAUGCUCAUUCCUUUUCUUCUGAUUCAUGUGGGACUUUGCUGGAGACGUAUACGAAAUGAGAAUAUCAGGCAGUUUGGUGGUCUUCUGCGAUCCGGUACAACUUCUUCCGAUGGUACCACGACUACUGGCACAUGCCCGUCGUCAUGACCCUUGGAGCGUUUGUUGGAGGUUUCCUAGAGAGUCGCGAGGUUGAGAAGGCCAGUGUGAUUCAGGGAUGACGUCAGAAGGAGCCGGCGCCGUCGCGUUCCCCGUGAUGACGUUGAUCCUUCAUACGGCGCCGUCGGUGGCCAGAGACUUCGCCAUCAUGUUGCAAUCUAUCGGUUCCUGAGCUCUUUAUCAGUUUGCACUAACCAGAUUUUGAAGGAAUGACGUCAGCAUUGGUUUGCAUCGUUUUCAUGAAAGUUAGAAUCGAAAGUCGAGCGGUAUUUCUUGGCACAGCUGGUGCUGUUCCUGGUUUCAUCAUAGGAAUCCACAUAGUGCAAAAAGUUUUUAUAAACCUGAACUCAAGCCUUUUCAGGUGGAUCCGUUGAUGACUGGGCCGCAGAAAAAGAUGCUUUUCGUUGCAAUUUGGACGGCAUUUGCCUUUGCUCUGGCCUUGUUGAAUUCACAGAAGAAACGUCCAACGUAUACUAAAAUACCAGAGUUCAACUUUUGGAAAGGCUCCGUACUUCUUCUCACUGGAGUCAUCGGAGGUCUUCAGAAGAAGUCAAAUGAUUCUCAAAACACAUUGCCAGGCAUAUUCGACUCUUUUGCGGGUUCUGGAAUCGACGUGAGCAUCUUCUCGGUGGUCACUCUGCUCUUCAGAGUGUCGGAGAAGACGGCGACGCCGACUACCGUCGUCCUCAAAGGCGUCAACGCUAUCUUCGGCUUCUAUUACCGUGCCGUCAUGAUGGGCGACGUCGCGACAGAUUCCUGGAGGUAUUUUGCCGUUACUGUACCUGUUGCCUCCUUCUUCGCGCCUCUCGGCGCUCUCAUCGGCUCCCACUUCCAUCGUCAGGUUGGAUCGGACACUCUGUGCGAGACUUUGUAGUCUUUGAGGUUGUCGCGGCGCUCGUGUACGUUCUGGAAGCAGCCACGCUCGUUGGCUUCCUUCUGAACGGCCCCUCCUGGCAACUUCUGGUGUGUGGGACUGUCAUUAUCCUGAUUGGCUGCGUUUUCUUCCACGUCCUAGCUAAUCUUGGAGCCCGUCUCAUGGAACAUAUUGAGAGCAGAGAAAAACCAUCUCUUUGUUCAAAUUCAGCUGCUUGA